AUGCCGAAGGGUGGAGAGAUCCUGGGAAAAGGGCAGCAGCUCUGCGGAAUCUCUAAGCAUUUUUCCUCGCACAAAAACCCGGCUGCCAAUGGUUUUGCAGACACGAGGCUGAGAGGAAGGAUUACUUCCUCUGCCCCCUCCCCAGGUCUGGCAAAGACACGUGUAGUGCAGCUGGACGUGAGGAGCCAGCUGGUAUGCAGCCUCCAAAGCUUUAAUGAAACUGAUAUACCUCUCACCACAGGUGUCUCUCCUGCAGACAGCACAUACCUCUCCACGCAUGCAGGCUCCGUCCCUGCCAUGGGACUCAGCAACCCACCACGCAGCAGCACUGCUGCCCUCACCACACGCACUCCCAUUGCCUUCAAGAAUGCUUCAUCAGAUGAUUACAGUUCAACAUCCUUGCACGGCACCAUCUCACCAGUCAGCAUGCCAGCAAGCACUGGGAUCAUCCCCACUCACACAAUAGAAGCUCCCACAGUGACAACUGAAGAACCUUGUGAUGAUAAAAUUGAGUACAUCAUAACAAGCAUAACAGAUGUGAAGGACAUGGUUGAAGUUACACUGAAAAAUGUCAGAAAAAACAGAAAAUAUGAAAUUUUGGAGACUAAUGAGAUUUUCCAUGGGAAUUUGAGCACCUAUACAGCAAGACUUUGGAGAUGCAUGAGAUACACAGUUAGAGCGGAGAGCUGCACAGACAAUUAUCUUACUAUUCAGCCUGAGAGCAGCAAGGCUCCUUUCAAAGUUGAGAAUAUAACUGACACAUCUGCAAAGGUGUGUUGGGAGAACUCAUUGAACUGUGCUAAUGUGACUGUUAAAUGCAAAGAUUUAACAGGCUUUACAGAAUUAGGUCAAACUUGUAGAGAGCUGAACACUUUAUCACCCAACCGUGAGUACAAAUGCACUGGUACCGUACAUUUUUAUGAAGAGGAGGUUGUCAGCCAAAGCUUCAACAUAACAACGGAUUAUGGUGCUCCAGAAGCACCAGAAAACCUUACAGUACUUUGUGAUGCCAGAAGUGUAUCAGUUACAUGGAAGGAACCUAGUGACAUUUCAAAGGGUCCUAUAGAUGGCUAUAUAGUGAGAUGCAAUGGCACGGAGGAAGAACAAGACAACACAACUAACUUUAUUUGCCGUGAAUUAGAACCUUAUACCAGAGGUAUGGUAUAUGUGAUUCCAUAUACAUUCAGCAAAUAUAAUAGCGGAAAAAUUAGGGGAAAAGCUGGAAGAUGUAACUUUACAACAAAAUCAGCAGAACCACAGCAAGUGACUGAUGUUAAUGCAACAUUGACAGCUGAUAAUGCUGUCCAAAUUAAGUGCAAAAGUCAACAAGUGUAUGGAGCAAAAACAGUAUUUGAAUUGACUUGGGAAAAUGAUGGAACAACGGACUUCAGAGAGAAUCACUGUGAUUUUAAAAAAGAAAAUCUCUUGUACUUGACAAACUAUACAUUUUCGAUCUUAGUGUUUAAUGGAGAACAUAGAGGGCAGCCAGUAAAGAAGAGUAUAAGAACCAGAUAUAAUUCUAAAGCCCUAAUUAUAUUCUUGGUGUUCUUGAUUGUUGUGACAUCAAUUGCUUUACUACUGGUUCUGUACAAAAUCUAUGAUCUUCACAAAAAAAAGCUUAGCAGUUCUUCUGAAGCCAUGAACCUUGUUGCAGUUAAAGAUGAUGACAGGCAACUUCUGAACAUAGAGCCAAUACCUUCGGAGCAAUUGCUAGACACAUACAAGAGGAAGAUUGCUGAUGAAGGAAGACUUUUCUUGGAUGAAUUUCAGAGUAUUCCUAGGGUUUUCACUAAAUUUUCAAUAAAGGAGGCCAAAAAAAGCCAUAAUCAGAACAAAAACCGUUACAUUGAUAUCCUUCCAUAUGAUCAUAACCGUGUUGAGCUCUCAGAGAUCCCAGGAGACCCAGGAUCAGACUAUAUAAACGCAAGUUAUAUUGAUGGCUUCAAAGAACCAAGAAAAUACAUUGCUGCACAAGGCCCCAAGGAUGAAACCACAGAUGAUUUUUGGAGAAUGAUCUGGGAACAGAAGGCAACAAUUAUUGUCAUGGUGACUCGCUGUGAGGAAGGAAAGAGGAACAAAUGUGCCCAGUACUGGCCUUCAAUGGAGAAUGGCUCUGCAACAUAUGGGGACAUCAUUGUGAGGAUCAAUGAAAGUAAAACAUGCCCAGACUACGUCAUUCAGAAACUACACAUCACAAAU
Cariama cristata (Red-legged seriema) is the source of this 2199-nucleotide messenger RNA. Its product is annotated as receptor-type tyrosine-protein phosphatase C-like. The record is from RefSeq and is a predicted model, not a curated record. The annotation marks the transcript as partial. Gene Ontology annotation, biological process: positive regulation of peptidyl-tyrosine phosphorylation; protein dephosphorylation; negative regulation of protein kinase activity. NCBI's taxonomy places the organism in Eukaryota, Metazoa, Chordata, Aves, Cariamiformes, Cariamidae. Gene Ontology annotation, molecular function: protein tyrosine phosphatase activity; protein binding. The transcript has 19 exons.